GAUGACCGGACGUCUGUUGGCGCUCGUUGGUUUGCUUUUCCCUGAACAGGUGAAGGUGCCUGGACGAAUGAACAGGGGAGCGUUUCCCUCAGAAGAGUUGAAGACAAACGUCAGGAUUAUUUGGACCGGAUUGCAGCUCCUGGAUUUUCACUUGCGUCUUCUCAAAUCUCGUCAGAGCGCGUGAGGAGGAGCGAGGAAGAGGAGGCGUGGGAGGAUGAGCGUGAACAGCGCGCUGCUGCGGUCCGCGCGGCAGAGCAUCUCGUGCAGCGAGCCGAACUGCACGGCGCGCACCACGGACACCCUGGCGCUGUCCGCAGCAUCCGCGUGGAGCGGCAACGGCUCCGCGCUGGAUGCGUACCGGCUGCUGGAGCUCCAGCUUCCCGCCUCGGCCGCCCCGACGGUGGCGAUGGCGCCCAAGCCCAAGUACCCCUUCCCCACAGUGGACGUGCCCGACCACGCCCACUACACCAUCGGCUCCGUCAUCCUCGCCGUCGGCAUCACCGGCAUGAUCGGCAACUUCCUGGUCAUAUACGCCUUCUGCAAAAGUCGCAGCCUGCGGACGCCGGCCAACAUGUUCAUCAUCAACCUGGCGAUCGCAGACCUGCUGAUGUGUGUCACCCAGACGCCCACCUUCUUCAUCACCAGCAUGCACAGGAGGUGGAUCUUUGGAGAGAAAGGUUGCGAGCUGUACGCGUUCUGCGGCGCUCUCUUCGGGAUCUGCUCCAUGAUCACGCUGACGGUGAUCGCUGUCGACCGCUACUUCGUCAUCACGCGACCUCUGACCUCCAUCGGGGUGUUGUCACGAAAACGGGCCCUCCUCGUCAUCAUGGCGGCGUGGUUGUACUCCCUGGGCUGGAGCCUGCCGCCGUUCUUCGGCUGGAGUGCCUAUGUCCCAGAGGGCCUGCUUACUUCCUGUUCGUGGGACUACAUGACCUUUACCCCGUCGGUGCGAGCGUACACCAUGCUGCUCUUCAUCUUCGCCUUCUUCCUGCCGCUCUUCAUCAUCAUCUACUGCUACCUCUUCAUCUUCCGCGCCAUCCGCAACACCAACCGGGCCGUGGGGAAGACAAACGGCAGCAUUCACAGUCAUGGCAGCGGUCGAGACUCCCACCGGAUGCACAAUGAGUGGAAAAUGGCGAAGAUCGCUCUGAUUGUCAUCCUGCUCUACGUCAUCUCCUGGUCGCCGUACUCCGCCGUUGCUCUCACCGCCUUCGCCGGGUACGCAGACAUAUUGACUCCCUACAUGAACUCUGUGCCCGCAGUCAUCGCCAAGGCCUCGGCCAUCCACAACCCCAUCAUCUACGCCAUCACGCACCCGAAAUACAGGUUAGCGCUAGCCAAGUACAUCCCAUUCCUCGGCGCCUUGCUCUGCAUCCGUCCUCGUGACCUCCGCUCGGCCAGCAGCAGCUUCAUGUCGACGCGUCGCUCCACGGUGACCAGCCAGACCUCCGACAUCAGCAGCCAGUUCAGGCGGCAGAGCAACGGCAAGUCCCGCCUCUCCUCCAUCUCCGACAGCGAAUCGGGUUUGACGGACACUGAAGCUGACCUGUCCAGCAUGGGCUCCAGACCAGCCAGCCGCCAGGUCUCCUGUGACAUCAGCAGAGACACCGCCGAGCUCCCCGAAAUCAAACCCUCCUUCAGCUUCAAGUCCAAGAUGAAGAACCACGACUCGGGCAUCUUCGAAAAGAUGUCCGGUGACACUGAUAUCUCCAUGGCAGGAGUCAGUGAACGCGGCAGCAUCCCAAACAGCGGGGAUCUUGCAGAGGGACACGUGACGAGAAGCACGAUUGGUCGAAUCCCGAGCAUCGUCGUCACCUCUGAGUCCAGCCCCUUUCUUCCCAUCAGUCGAAAAGGUUCCAGCACUGCCCGCUCCAAGACAGCCAACAACACAAAGGCGGGGUCUGGGUAGAGCCCCGCCCCCUCCAGCUGAUCACCUGCAGCCACCUGACCAGCUCACGUCCAGUCAGAUAAUUAGAAGUGUAGA
This is a messenger RNA of Micropterus salmoides (largemouth bass), 1984 nucleotides long. Its product is annotated as melanopsin-A-like. Gene Ontology annotation, cellular component: membrane. Gene Ontology annotation, molecular function: G protein-coupled receptor activity. Gene Ontology annotation, biological process: G protein-coupled receptor signaling pathway; visual perception. Lineage: Eukaryota; Metazoa; Chordata; Actinopteri; Centrarchiformes; Centrarchidae. The record is from RefSeq and is a predicted model, not a curated record. The transcript has 12 exons. Bases 215 to 1909 code for a protein of 564 amino acids.